GUAUACUGAGGAGCCUACUGGCUGUACUGUUGUAAAAACCACCGAAGGCGCACAACCAUUUGACUGAAGAGCAACUGACCCUAUCUGGACUAACAGAUGACCACAGAGACAGAAGAUGACUUUUAUCAGUCGGAGGACGAUUUGGAUGAAGAUGAGGCAACCCAAUAUAUAAUUGAACAAAGUCUGAUUGAAUAUAGAAAGCUCAAAGGAUUGAACCCAAGUGAUCUGAAAGCCAGUGAAGACCCUGAUGAGAUCUUCCAAGCAAUCAAGGAGGGUGAUGAAGAUACACUGAACAGACUGGCAGUGCAACCAGAGUCUCUGUCCAGAGUAGACGAGCGAGGAUGGAUCCCGCUGCAUGAGGCUGCAGCGCACGAGAAUAAAAGGAUACUAGAGAUUAUCUUCUCAGCAUCACCCCCAGGUGCAGCCCAGUGUCGCACUCUAAAGGGUGAGACGCCCCUGUUUCUGGCUGUGGUUCAUGGACUCAGAGACAACGCCACAUUCCUGUUACAGAACGGUUGUAGCCCGGAUCUCCAGAAUGAUGAGCAGGAUUCUCCAUUAGUGGCAGCUAUUAUGAAUGACCAGUACGACUUGGCCACACUAUUGCUUCGCUACAGUGCCAAAGUAGACCAAACAGGACCACUGAACAGGACAGCUCUACACGAGUCAGCUUUUUUAGGCCUGGAGAACUUUGUCUAUUUGCUCCUGCAAUCUGGUGCCAACCCAAAUGCUUGUGACAUCAAACAGAAAACUCCCCUAGCUCUGGCUGCACAGAAUGGACAUCUGAACGUGGUGGAAGUCCUCAUAGAAAAAGGAGCCCAUGUGUGGUGUGAAUCGGAGUCAGGCACUAUCCUGUUUGAUGCAGCAGCGUCAGGAAACCCUGACGUAAUCUCCUUGCUGCUGGACCAUGGGGCAGAUCCCAACAUACCUCUUUACAGUGGGCACCUGCCAAUUCACCGUGUGGCCUACCAUGGACACAUACUGGCACUGGAGCACCUCAUCCCAGUCACCAAGCUCGACGCUGUAAAGGAAAGUGGGAUGAGUCCUCUCCAUUCUGCAGCCGCUGGCGGACAUGCCCAAUGUGUGGAGAUGCUGCUCAAAGCUGACCAUGAUCCAAACUUCAUGCUGCACCCCAGGGUGCGCCACAACUAUGACGAUGAGCGCAGGUCUGCCCUCUUUUUCGCUGUGUCCAACAAUGACCUUCAGUGCACCCGCUUGCUGUUAGAUGCUGGGGCAAUGGUGAACCAGGAUCCUAUCAACUGUUUGCAGGUGGCUCUUAGACAGGGCAACUAUGAACUCAUCAACACAUUGCUGAAGUUUGGGGCAAAUGUAAACUACUACUCCCGCGUCAACACCACUCACUUCCCUUCAGCACUGCAGUAUGCCUUGAAAGACGAGGUCAUGCUGAGAAUGAUCCUGAACCACGGGUACGAUGUGAAGCGUUGCUUUGACUGUCCGUAUGGCGAUAGUUCCCAUGACUACGCUGCUUGGACGACCUCCAUCAUCAAAGACAUGGUGUUCUGUGAGGUGAUAACAGUGUCCUGGCUUAAGCACUUAUCUGCUCAGGUGGUGCGCAUCAUGCUCGACUACACCGACCACGUCUCCUUCUGCACCAAACUUAAGGAGACAUUAGAGGAGCAGAACCAGUGGCCGGAGAUCUGUCACAUUCAACGAAAUACACGGAGCCUGAAGCAUCUGUGUCGGUUACGGAUAAGGGCUCAUCUCAUUCGCCUGCGCAUGAGAGCCCCAGUUUUCAUCAACUUCCUUCCUCUUCCUCCCAGGCUGAAAGAUUAUCUACGCUACAAGGAGUUUGAUGUCUACAGCAGAGGCAGCUUGGUUAACCCACAGUGAAAACACAUUCACAGUUGUCACAGAUGCCACUGUGAUAGAGGGACAAAGACAGUAGCCUACAUGUUUUAUGUACUUUGUGUUUUGCAAUAUUAGGCUAUUUAUACAAAACUGUAUGCACUUUUGAGUUCUUUAUUUUAAAAAGCUACAGUAACAUGCCAUGUAAAUGUGCCUCUUUGUUAUAGCAACAUUUUGAGAAAAAGAAAAAUGCAAAUAAUGUAUAGCCCAUUAUUAUUAUCACUGGUGAAUUCAGGGAACGGGCACUGGAGACGUCCGCAUCCCUUGGUGCCCCCUGUUUGAAAAAAACACUGCAAAAGUGCCCUCUUGGAUGCCUCUAAGGGCCCUAUGGUAGAUAAAACAUGAUGCAGUGCCCUCUAGGGUGCCCUUAAAUGGAGAAAAUUAAAAAAAAGCCCUCCCAUAGAGAAAGAAUGUUGCAGUGCCCUCUAGGGUGGCCUUAAAUGAAGAAAACUUGAUAAAGUGCCUUCUAGGGUGCCCUUACAGUAGAGAAAACAUGAUGCAGUGCACUUUAGGGUGGCCUUCCAUGAGAGAAAACAUGAUGCAGUGCCAUAAAGGGUGGCCUUAAAAUUGAGGAAACAUGAUGCAGUGCCAUAAAGGCUGCCCUACAUGCUAGAAAACUGUCUGUGCGCUGGUGCCCCACCACAUGCAGCUGGUGAGUCCACCACUGAUUAUUAUAGCCUAAUUGUUAGGCUAUUAUUUCACACCCAGAGUCUUAUUGUAAUUAGAGUAUUCGAUGUUAUCAUGUGAAUACAGAAAAUUUCAAAGGAGAGGCAUGAAAGCAUAAAACCUGUAUGCAAUUAAAACGUUUAUGACGUAAUCAAAAAUAUUUAAAAUUGCACGAUUCUUUAGUCUUUCUUGUGAGAUGGACGAAUGGAGGAAUCUGUGCCUCUUUGUCAUCACCUGGUGGUGUAAUGAAGUAUUGCAAGAG
Sebastes umbrosus (honeycomb rockfish) is the source of this 2791-nucleotide messenger RNA. It is a transcript of the gene asb14b, whose product is annotated as ankyrin repeat and SOCS box containing 14b. NCBI's taxonomy places the organism in Eukaryota, Metazoa, Chordata, Actinopteri, Perciformes, Sebastidae. The transcript is spliced from 10 exons. The coding region runs from base 97 to 1848 and encodes 583 amino acids. The record is from RefSeq and is a predicted model, not a curated record. Gene Ontology annotation, biological process: intracellular signal transduction. Gene Ontology annotation, molecular function: protein binding.